Aspergillus japonicus CBS 114.51 is the source of this 642-nucleotide messenger RNA. RefSeq lists its product as uncharacterized. The record is from RefSeq and is a predicted model, not a curated record. Bases 1 to 642 code for a protein of 213 amino acids. NCBI's taxonomy places the organism in Eukaryota, Fungi, Ascomycota, Eurotiomycetes, Eurotiales, Aspergillaceae. The transcript has 4 exons.
AUGAAUUAUCUCUUUUUUGCUAGUUACUUCCUGCUGCCUAUCAUCAGCGGAGCCCUAUCCACCACCGAGGAUCCUCUCAGCUAUCGGAACAUUGCCGGAGGCUAUGUCACUCCCAAAUCAAAGAAUACUACUACCCUUCUGGAGUUCAUCAAUUCUCGUUCCGAUCUGAGUGUUCUUGCAGAGGAGCUGCAGAACAUCGGUGGGUUUCCAACGGCUUUCGACACGGAACCAACCUGGAGCUUUACCUUCUUUGCGCCUAACAACGAUGCCUUCGAGCUUCAUACCGGCACAUACUUCAACAAAUUCAAGUCCACUCCGAAGGGCAAAUGGUGGCUGGGCAACACGCUACUCUCCCAUUACGUGCCAAAUACCAAUCUCAAUUCUAGUAGCUUCAACGAGACCUACCAAAGGUUUCAGACUGCAAGUUACCUCUAUGUCGGUUCGCAGGUUCAAGACGGCGAAAUCAUCCUGAACAACGUGGCCACCGUGGUGGAAAAGGAUAUCUCGAUUACCAAGGGAGCCAUUCACAUCAUUGAUCGUAUUCUCGAUCCCUCUGCCCAAAUCUUCGAAACAGACCUGCCGAAGGUGUCUCAGAGUUUCAUUCCUGGAAGCUGUUCGAACCAGGAGCUGUCAUAUUGCUGA